AUGGCGCGCGCCAGCGCCUCGGCCACGCGGCAGACGGCGCCAUGCGGCGCGCGCGUCCACCGCUGGGCACCGCCGCACCGCCCCCUCCUCCUCCUGCGCAUUGCUGCUGCUCUCACGGCGGCCUUCUUCUACUCGCGAGUGGGGGCGCUGUCCGCGGACACGAUCUGCGGCAAGAUUCCGGGACUGACGCCACAGCAGCGGGCGCUGUGCCGGAGCCACCCGGACGCGAUGGUCGCGGUCGGCGAGGGUGCGCGCCUGGGAAUCGGCGAGUGCCGGCACCAGUUCCGAUUCAGCCGCUGGAAUUGCUCGGCGCUGGGGGAGGAGACGGUGUUCGGCCAGGAGCUCCCAGGCGGUAGCCGAGAAGCGGCCUUCGCGCACGCCGUGAUGGCGGCGGCCGUGGCGUACGCCAUCACGGCGGCGUGCGGCCGGGGCGACCGGAGCUGGUGCGGCGACGGCGCCAAGCAGGGCGGCUUCUACGAUGCACAGGGCGGCUGCUCGGCCGACCUCAGCCACAGCCUCGAGUUCUCGCGCCUCUUCGUGGACGCGCGCGAGGUCCAGCGGAGCGCACGCACGCUGGUGCUGGAGGAGAAGAUGAAGACGGUGUGCAAGUGCCACGGAGUGUUGGGCUCGUGCACCACCAGG
Lethenteron reissneri (Far Eastern brook lamprey) is the source of this 642-nucleotide messenger RNA. RefSeq names its product protein Wnt-7b-like. Gene Ontology annotation, molecular function: frizzled binding; cytokine activity. NCBI's taxonomy places the organism in Eukaryota, Metazoa, Chordata, Hyperoartia, Petromyzontiformes, Petromyzontidae. The record is from RefSeq and is a predicted model, not a curated record. Gene Ontology annotation, biological process: canonical Wnt signaling pathway; cell fate commitment; positive regulation of JNK cascade. Gene Ontology annotation, cellular component: extracellular region.